CCUUCCGCGGGAGAGCACACGACUGCAGGGGGCGGAGCUGAUGGUUUCCUUGCUUAGAUAUUGUCUUAUUAUAUGAUUGAUUACGAUCAUGCUUUCAUUGUCAAAUAUAGGAAUAGUAACACGAGACAUUUCUUUUGAUUCUGCACAUUACGUGUCGCCCAAGUCUGGUGGAGGUCAUUACAAGUCUAACAGUCUGUCACCAUCACCUCGGAGUGAAGUCAGAGACGUUUGAAGACAAGAAGAAGUCAUGGCUCUCCUACUGGAGCACCAGUUCAGGCCACUGCCAGCUGACAGACAAGUAGAAACCAGACCGUUUUUAGAAACAGUGUCAUACCUUCCUCCAUUUUUUGACUGCCUUGGUCCGACUAUCUUUGCCCCCAUCAAAGCUGACAUUUUAGGGAAUAUUACAAAAAUCAAGGCAAUCUAUGACACCAACCCAGGACGCUACAGGACUCUUCAGCAAAUAUUGGAGGUGGAGAAGGAAAUGCAUGGUUCACAGUGGCCCAAAGUUGGAGCCACAUUGGCGCUCAUGUGGCUGAAAAGGGGUCUACGCUUCAUCCAAGUGUUCCUUCAAAGCCUGCUCGAUGGUGAAAAAGACGAAAACAACCCAAACCUCAUUAGAGUCAAUGUGACCAAAGCAUAUGAACUGACGUUGAAGCGAUACCAUAGUUGGUGGGUUCAACAGCUUUUCAGGGCAGCUCUGUUUGCCGCUCCAUACAAGUCGGACUUCCUGAAGGCACUCUCCAAAGGCCGGGAAGUCAAGGAAGAAGAAUGUUUGGAGAAAGUCAAAAAAUUCCUGGUCAACUUCUCCGCCACCGUUGAUGUUAUAUAUGAGCUGUAUAACAAAAUGAACGCCGAUCUUGACUACCGAGUGUGAUUGCAAGACAGGCCUUUGCCUUCCAGUUGCACUAUGCAUGGUCUGAAGGAGGUUAUGUCUUUACAAAUGUAUUGUCUGUGUAUUUUUGUGUCUUUGGUCAUCUGCUGACUCUCACUUUAGAUCACUUUAUUUUCUAAAAACAACAAGCUGUUUGCUAAAAAUGGACACCCCAUGGACUCUCGUGUGCUCAGGUGUACUUCAAUGCUAUUGCAAAUGUAUAUUUUGUACUCCUCCAAAAGCAUCUUCUACAUUCAGAUCUCAAUAAAUCUCUACAUUAAAGUAUAGUUUUAAAACCUCAUACUCAAAUUCCCUGUGCAGAUGUUUUUCUGCUGAAUGAGUGGACAUUAGCUGUGUGCUUCAAUAUUUACUCUUUUUUUCCUGUUUCAAAAUAUUGGAACUAAUAAAUUAUGAAA
Doryrhamphus excisus (bluestripe pipefish) is the source of this 1290-nucleotide messenger RNA. It is a transcript of the gene gltpa, whose product is annotated as glycolipid transfer protein a. Gene Ontology annotation, cellular component: membrane; cytoplasm; cytosol. The record is from RefSeq and is a predicted model, not a curated record. Gene Ontology annotation, biological process: ceramide transport; intermembrane lipid transfer. Lineage: Eukaryota; Metazoa; Chordata; Actinopteri; Syngnathiformes; Syngnathidae. Gene Ontology annotation, molecular function: ceramide 1-phosphate transfer activity; ceramide 1-phosphate binding.